Messenger RNA from Cucumis sativus (cucumber), 819 nucleotides. RefSeq lists its product as uncharacterized. The record is from RefSeq and is a predicted model, not a curated record. Gene Ontology annotation, molecular function: RNA binding. NCBI's taxonomy places the organism in Eukaryota, Viridiplantae, Streptophyta, Magnoliopsida, Cucurbitales, Cucurbitaceae. The coding region runs from base 1 to 504 and encodes 167 amino acids. The transcript is spliced from 4 exons.
AUGGAAAAGCUUUGUGAUAAGAGACGAAAAAGAGUUGUUCGGCUUACUAGGUGUCUAACGUGUCUUCUAGCUGGAGGCUUUUCCCAAAUUGAAAUUUCCCCCAAAUUAAAAACCCUCAUUCCUCCCACGAAGAAGCCAUCUCCAAAUGCGAAGAAGCCAUCUCCAGACGUGAAGAAGGCAAUCUCUGGACGAUGCCCGUUCCCGUCACCGCCCUCUCAUUCUCGUCUCUUCACUUUAGCGCCACCGCAACCUUCUCUACCGGACGACAAAACCUCUUCUAUUCUAACCUAUUCAAUUCGUGUCUGUCAUCUCCAAUCUGUCGCAAUCUCUUCAAUGUUCAAAUUGUUGCCGUCACCUCCUCUGCCGAUAUUUGUUGGUGGUCUCGAUUAUGAUGUUAGUGAUGAAGAUUUAAAGCAAGCUUUCUCUAAAUUUGGUGACGUUGUCUCUGUGAAAAUUCCAAUUGGAAAAGGAUGUGAAUUUUUGCAAUUUACUAACAGGUUCUAAUGAAGCCGGCAAAGUUCAUGAAAUUUCCUUCAAAGAAGCUGUACAAGGCCAUCAAAAUACACUGGCAGUUUUAGAAAUGAAGGAUUUGACCAUGAUUCAAGCAACAAAGAAUAUUUUCAGAGGUGAAGGAUUAUCGGUUGGUUGUUUAUGCUUGUACAGAAAAUCAUGUUAUAUGUAUUAUGAUGGUAUUGACUCUGGUUUUGAUUAAGAGUUGUAAUUUCAUACUUGUAAAUUGUUCAAACUUGAUUGAAAAUGUACAAUAUUACAGAGUAUAUUAUAGCGUAUAUAUAUUAAAGUGUCAACCAUUUGUUUCUA